Amorphotheca resinae ATCC 22711 is the source of this 1539-nucleotide messenger RNA. RefSeq lists its product as hypothetical. The record is from RefSeq and is a predicted model, not a curated record. The coding region runs from base 147 to 1277 and encodes 376 amino acids. The transcript has 4 exons. NCBI's taxonomy places the organism in Eukaryota, Fungi, Ascomycota, Leotiomycetes, Helotiales, Amorphothecaceae.
AAGGAUUCUAACAAACGUCCACGAUUUGAACCUCAUAUAAAGAUUGCAAGGCGCUUUCGCUGAUAUUUAUUCAAUCCUCUUAAGAGACCUGUGCCACCCUCUACUGCCAACUCGCACCAGAAGCCACGCGCCUGUCCUAAGACGACAUGCCUGAGCGUAUGAGGAAACGAGAUAAAUUGAAGGAGAAGUUUAGCUUUAGCAGCUCUGCCUCUCCAAAUAACCGACAGAUUCCAAAUGCUGGAGCUUUGAGCACGUUGCGACAUCUUGCGCCAGUAUUGCUGCCCUCGUCCGCCACUCUAGACGUUCCAUCAGCAACCGGGGCACCUAGCGAAGCUAUUCCACCACCGUCAUCCAUACCCACGCCCCCAGUUCCAGACCUCUGGCUUGCUGCACUGGAAAAGCUCUCAAAAGGCGAACAACAGCUGAUUCGGAAGAUGCAGCCCACACAACCCACUCAACGUCCCUUGUCGGAGAGAAUGGAGGAACUGGCUGGCAUGGUUAGAGAGAAAAGAAGUGAAUGCGAAGAGAAGUCCUACAAAUUCCGUUUCAAAGAGAGGGAAAUAAUCCUAAGGGACGUGGCAGAAAGGAUAGUAUUUUGGUUGAAUAAGUUCAAAGAAGUUGGUGAUGUUGCUGUGAACCUCGACCCAGUUCAUGCUGCGUUGCCAUGGGCGGGUAUCAGACUUUUGCUUCAGGCAGCUGUGGCAGGACAUGAGCAGAUGGGAGCCUUACUUAUAAGCGUCGAAAGGGUCACAUGUUUGACCAAUCGAUGUGCGGUAUACGAGAGCCUCUACAGGUCCGUAAUUAUACCGAAAGAAGCGCUGGAUAAUUUUCAUGCAGCGUUGAUUGAACUUUAUGCUGCUAUCUUACGACUGAUAGCACUCAACUGUCGAUUAUUCGAUAGAAACACGUCAAUGCGAGCUCUACAUGCUGUCUUCAAUCCUGAUGAGAUAUCCGAUUAUCUUGCCAAAUGCGAAAAGUCAGAAAUGCAAGUCGAAAUUGAAGCCCAAAAUUGUGAGCGUAUGCGCAGCCAAGAAGCAGAUGCAAAGACCCAGGAAUUGCUCGAGAGUCUGCGAACUCCAAUCCUCCGCACUGAUGAAAGGGUUUCUUCUCUUCUGGAAAGGGUGGGUAAUAAAGAACGGCUGAAAAUGCUCGAUUGGGUCUCGAACGUUCUUUAUGGAAAACAUCAUGAUACGAGUGGCAAGAUGCAAGCUCCUCCGGAGCUCUCUGGCUCCGCGGAACUGCUGGAACGGGAAAAACAAACCUUACCUCCAGGGUAAUUGAUAAAAUUCAAGAUGAUCUCAGAAGGGCCCCAAAUCAUGAAGGCCUCGCAUUCUUCUACUGCAAUAGGAACGAAGCCGAGCGGCAAGAACCGUUGUCAGUAUUACGCAGUUUUGUUCGGCAGUUGUCAACUCUUGUCAACGAAGAGCAUUCUUCAAUUUCUCUGCAAAGACGCCUCCAGGAAUUCUAUAUUCAGAAGCAAGAAAAGGCAUCCGCGCCGACUAUCAGUGAAUGUAAGGAGCUUAUUCUCGAGUUUAUCAA